Drosophila erecta is the source of this 2644-nucleotide messenger RNA. It is a transcript of the gene sotv, whose product is annotated as exostosin-2. Gene Ontology annotation, molecular function: glycosyltransferase activity. Bases 85 to 2238 code for a protein of 717 amino acids. Gene Ontology annotation, cellular component: membrane. The transcript is spliced from 3 exons. NCBI's taxonomy places the organism in Eukaryota, Metazoa, Arthropoda, Insecta, Diptera, Drosophilidae. The record is from RefSeq and is a predicted model, not a curated record.
AUAUCAGCAUUUUCCGUUGCCCCAAUACGGUCUUGCUAUCUUUGGAAAAAGUGAAUAAGGACAAUAUGUGAAAAUUGCAAUAAAAUGACGAAAAUAAAGAAUCUGCUGAGUUUUGUGACCCAGUCACGGGCCAUAUCGCACACCAAUCCCAGGGAACAAAUACUUAACUGCCUGACCUACGGGCUUCUGGUGAUUGUGGCCCUCUGCGCGGGUUUCCUGCUGUGGGAUCUCUCAAGCAGCCCGCGAGAUGGAUUCUUCCACGGGAAAAGGGACUCGCAGACGCUGAUCCUCGACCUGGAGCACAUCCAGGAGGUCGCCGUAAAUGCUGAGGCCGAACAGCGGGCGCGGAAUGUCAACUGCACCUUCUGGGACUGCCUGAACAUCUACAAAUGCGAGCACGACCGCCUUAAGGUCUACAUCUAUCCGCUGCAGGAGUUUGUUGACGAACAGAGCUACAAAACGGCCACCACCCUGUCCAGCGAGUACUUCCAGAUACUGGAGGCGGUGCUCAAGAGUCGCUACUACACCUCCAAUCCGAACGAGGCGUGCCUCUUUCUGCCCAGCUUGGAUCUGCUGAACCAGAAUGUCUUUGACAAGCACUUGGCGGGCGCUGCCUUGGCUUCCUUAGACUUCUGGGAUCGUGGAGCCAACCACAUCAUCUUUAACAUGCUGCCCGGCGGAGCUCCAUCCUAUAACCCUGUGCUGGACGUAAAUACGGAUAAUGCCAUCAUUUUUGGCGGUGGCUUUGACUCUUGGUCUUAUCGGCCGGGCUUUGAUGUCGCCAUUCCUGUGUGGAGUCCACGCUUGGUGCGACAACAUGCACAUGCGACGGCCCAGAGGAAGUUUCUAUUGGUAGUAGCCCAGCUGAACAUACUUCCGCGCUUUCUAAGGACUCUGAGGGAAAUAUCUCUGGCCAACAGCGAGCAGUUGCUUCUUUUGGGAGCCUGCGAGAGCUUGGAUCUCAAAAUGCGCUGCCCUUUGUCGCAGCACCACAAAUCGCUGGAGUAUCCUCGGCUGCUGUCUCGCGGUAAAUUUUGCCUGCUAGGUCGCAGUCUUCGCAUGGGUCAACCCGAUCUGGUGGAGAUUAUGUCUCAGCACUGUAUUCCCGUUAUUGCCGUGGACAACUAUGUGCUACCCUUUGAAGAUGUGAUUGAUUGGUCUCUGGCCUCCGUUCGUAUACGCGAAAACGAACUGCAUUCCGUAAUGCAAAAGCUAAAAGCAAUAUCGAGUGUUAAGAUAGUUGAAAUGCAGAAGCAAGUGCAGUGGUUGUUUUCCAAGUACUUCAAGGAUCUGAAAACUGUGACACUAACUGCUCUUGAGGUGCUGGAGAGUCGGAUCUUUCCUCUACGAGCCCGAAGCAGUCGCCAGUGGAAUACCAUUGACACCAACGCCCGUUCCACUUUCAAUCCCCUUUUCCUUCCCUCGCUGGCACCAAAGUCACAGGGCUUCACCGCCGUCAUCCUUACCUACGAUCGCGUGGAGAGUCUCUUCCUGCUGAUUCAGAAGCUUGCUGUGGUGCCAUCAUUGCAAAGCAUUUUGGUGAUUUGGAAUAAUCAGAAAAAGUCUCCUCCACACCUAUCCACCUUUCCAUCUAUAUCGAAGCCCUUGAAAAUUCGGCAAACCAAAGAGAACAAGCUAUCCAAUCGUUUUUAUCCAUAUCCCGAAAUCGAAACGGAAGCUAUUUUAACCAUAGACGACGACAUCAUAAUGCUGACCACUGAUGAGUUGGAUUUUGGAUAUGAAGUUUGGCGAGAGUUUCCCGAUCACAUUGUGGGCUUUCCCAGUCGAAUUCAUGUUUGGGAAAAUGUUACAAUGCGCUGGCACUACGAAUCGGAGUGGACGAAUCAGAUAUCAAUGGUUCUGACAGGUGCUGCUUUCCAUCACAAAUACUGGAGUCACAUGUACACACAUGCCAUGCCAGGGGAUAUUAAGGAUUGGGUGGAUGAGCACAUGAACUGCGAAGACAUUGCCAUGAACUUUUUGGUGGCCAACAUCACCAACAAUCCUCCCAUCAAGGUUACCCCUCGAAAGAAGUUUAAGUGCCCGGAGUGCACCAAUACGGAAAUGCUUUCCGCCGAUCUGAAUCACAUGCGGGAACGUUCGGCUUGCAUUGAUCGCUUCUCCAAAAUCUACGGCCGCAUGCCACUCCGUACGGUGGAGUUCAGAGCGGACCCUGUGUUGUUCAGGGACAAUUUCCCGGACAAGUUGAAGCGCUACAAUGACAUUGGCAGCUUAUAAGGAUCCUAAACGUUGAGUAGAACAUUCCAGAGGAACCUAUGCAGAUAUACCAAAGACUUGUGGGGAUAGCGCUCAACUCUAAUGGAAAUCUAAUGUUGGAGUGGAUUAUAGCAUAGCAAUACCAGAGGCCAAAUUAUCUGGAUCUCGCUUAGAAUAUUAAUUUUGUCAUUUAGAUGUGAUGGAGAUAACUAAUGGAGGCAGGUCCGGUUUUAUUUUUGACUUCUCAUUGGUACUCAUUAAUCCAUGUGAAUAGUUUCCAUAUACUUUAGAACAAUUAAUUGAUUUACCGUCCGUUCUUUGGACUUAUUAUUAGUUAUUAUUAUAGUUAUAGGUCGUCUUGUUGGCAGCUUAAAUGUAGACUUAAUUUUGAUUUUAAAUCAAUAAUUUCAAAAACUGAAACUGGCCU